Molecule: messenger RNA, 2480 nt
Organism: Stegastes partitus (bicolor damselfish)
Lineage: Eukaryota; Metazoa; Chordata; Actinopteri; Pomacentridae
Gene: fbxo43
Product: F-box protein 43
Exons: 5
Coding region: 1-2109 (702 amino acids)
Biological process (GO): regulation of mitotic nuclear division; negative regulation of meiotic nuclear division
Cellular component (GO): nucleus
Molecular function (GO): zinc ion binding; protein binding
Source: RefSeq, a predicted model, not a curated record
AUGCAGUGCACUCCUGAGUCAAACAUCUACCUUGAGAGCUGCAAAGACCAGCGCUGUUAUGAUGACUGCUCUGACAGUGGAUACUCAGGUUUAUUCCAGAGCCCUCGAAGCAUCGUUGGAGUUGACUCCUGUAGAUCCUUGUCUCCAGUAGAAUUAAAUGAAACACCUAAAGAGAACCUAAGGCUUUCUGUCACGCCUGAGGAAAGGAUAAGACAACCAGCCAGAUUUUUGGGCAAAGACUCCAGGGGGUUACCACGACCAUCGGCAGUUAGCUGGUGUGAAACUCCAAAAGUAUACAAGAGGGAUUCCUCAUUGCGACACAGACUUGUAAUGUACCAGCCAACCACAGAUGUAAAAAAUGACAACCCAAGAUCACCUUGCACCAGACGGGCUGAAUCCUCUAUUAGUGUCAGGUCUGAGAACUGGCUCAGUGCAUCAUUCGACUCUUUAGACAUGAUGACGGGAACUUUAGCAUUAAGCACUUUAAAACUAGACCAGGAUCUGGCACUGUCUGGUAGGAAACGUCGUCUAUUCUUCACGCAGGUGAGAACCUCCACUUUGGAAGAUGGUAAAACCAACUCUGGUCACCUUUCGAGUUUUGAGAGAGGAGUUUCGCUCACAUACACAGAUUUCAGUCAGAGCAUUUCUGCCUGUGAUCGUCUUCAUAUAAAGACUCCAAGUGUUAGCAAAUUUCAGCCUGUCUCAUCUAAGGAAAACUCUCAAUCACCAGUCAGCAGUGAGACAAAUGACCUGUUUGAAAGCUCAAGUGUCUUGUGCACACCAUCAUCCAUGCAUACACCCAAAUACAUCAGGUCUGUGUAUGAGGACAGUGGUUUCAGUUCCCUGACCCUUGAUAAAUCCCAAGAUUCAUCAGUGGACCACGAUGGGUCUUUCCAGGAACUGCUUCUCUCUGGCUCCAGAGGAAACUGUGAAACCCAAAAUGUAGUGGAGGCAAAGCGACGCUCCCGUUUUCAGCGCCAGCACAGGCUUUCUACACUUAAAGAAGGUGGCUCUCAGUCUGAGGAAGAUCCAGCAGACACAAGGCAUCAACAUCCUUGUCCCAGCCAUUCUAAAGAAGAUGAGGUUUUUGCUGAUGAUGCUACCCCUUGCAGUGUCCUUAAUGUUAAAUGUGGUAAUAGCAUUUAUUCUGGUGGUUUGGCUGCAGCAAAACAAGACUAUACUACCCCACUUAGAGCUACUACGACCAUGGCAGAAAACAUGACCCCUCAUAGUACAGAUCCUGCUAAUUCAGAUAUCACUCCACACAGGACAAGCCCAGUUGAUCUCUCUCUGACUCCAGCUUUGCAGCUGGUUCAUGCUAUGUGCCAGCACAAAACCCAAAUGUUUGCUGGCCAAAGUCCAAGCCUGAUGGAGCAGCUGAAGUCCACAGCAGCAUUAGUCGAGACUCCUGUGACAUUUAGGACCACUAUGCCACUGGCAGGGCUGAUCGGCAGGAAGAUGGGCCUGGGGAAGGUGGACAUUCUCACAGAGCUUAAGAAGAGGAACCUUAGACACAUCCUGGCUGUCAUACUUGACAACCUGAACUCUGAGAGUGUCUACAGGUGUGGUCAGGUGUGCAAAAGCUGGAAUCAAAUUAUCCAGCAGGACAAACGAGCUCGCUUAAGGAGGAGAAACCACCUGAGUGAAGUGGAGGCUGCUCUUGAGCAUGGGGGUGCUGUCCACGUCUCUGAUGCAGAGACCCGAGUCGCUCUACUUCAGAGGUCAGCCUUGAAGACGGUUCAGGCCCAGUCUAGGACCUCCAGCUACUGCACCCCGCAGUUCGGAAGUCGAGCUUUGACCCCAGUACAGCACACUGCCUUACAUUCAGGCAGCAGCAGCAAACGGGAUAAAUUUCUAGAAGUUGCCAAAACCCUCUUCAACGAUGAGUGCCUUAAGCCUUGCCCCAGAUGUCAAAAUCCUGCAAGGUGUCAUUCAGUGAAACGAGAGGGUGUGUGCAGCAGAGCUGACUGUGGUUUUCAGUUUUGCACCUCAUGUUUGUGCGCUUUUCACAGCUCUAGAGAAUGUGGCAGUCAGUCUGCAGGUCGGCGCAAGAAGGACAUACUUCUUCCAGGAAGCGCUCAAAGCAAGCGAAACGUUAGAAGACUAUGAGUAGAAAGUGUUUUUUGUUUCUGUUUGCAAUGACAAAGUCGCUUGAGCAUUUCUUUUCUUAGAAAUGGUGAAGAUGAAGUGUAGCACCAAGGAAACUGAUUAGUGGCUGGUGUGUGAGCCAUGUCUGUACUCUUUAAUGUGUAUUUAUACCUGUCUAUGUACCUUUUUUCCUCCUUUUUUAACAGUUUUUCCUUUUAUGUUUUUAAUUAUACAUGUGGAGGAGGUCUCACCAGCACAUACAAGUGUUUCUUUUUGCUGUUGAUGUAUUUUUCUAUACACUGACUGUACAGAAUGUUUUUUGGAACUCCUGAAAUUUUUAACUUUUACCAAUGUAUUUCCAGAUCAGCUUUAAAAUAAAUUUGGGAUUGUUU